Molecule: messenger RNA, 615 nt
Organism: Prorocentrum cordatum
Lineage: Eukaryota; Dinophyceae; Prorocentrales; Prorocentraceae
Source: the annotation of a GenBank genome assembly
AUGGAGGCGAUCUUCGGGUGGUUCAACGUCUGGCUGCCCGAGUCGCUGCAGCUGCCGCCGGUGGUGUGGGCCAUGACGUGCUUCGGGAUUCUGGCGCACUUCAUGGCGCGGACGACGUACCAGCCGUACAGCAGGAAGCGCCGCGGCGUGGCGGCCAGCAGCAUGGGCGGCCGCGCAGGUGGUGGUAGUGGUGGCCUGUGGGGCGACCUGGGGGGCACCGGCCACCCGUACCCGCCGUUCGCCGAGGGCAUGGGCGACUUCCCGCAGGGCUUCGGGGCCCACGGGGCGUUUGCGGGCUUCCCGCAGCCGCCAGGCGGCGUGGCUGGUAUGGCUGGCGGGGGCGGCGCCCCCGGCGGCGCCCCCAGCGGCGACGCUGGCGGCGCGCCAUUAAGCGAGCCCAGCGGCGUCCCAGGCGGCAGCUGCGACCAGGGCGGCGCGGCCGCGAGCGGCGUGAGCGGCAGAGGCGGCCGCGUGAGGUCCAGGGGCUCCAGUGCGCUGGAGGCGAGCCCGGAAGGCAGCGCGGUGAGCUCCCGGGGCGAGCCCCGGCCGCAGGGGCCGAAGGCGCCCCUGGGCCUGGGGCACGCGCUGAGGUCCCCCCCUGGGCGGGCCGACUGA